Ylistrum balloti is the source of this 624-nucleotide messenger RNA. RefSeq lists its product as uncharacterized. Bases 1 to 624 code for a protein of 207 amino acids. Lineage: Eukaryota; Metazoa; Mollusca; Bivalvia; Pectinida; Pectinidae. The record is from RefSeq and is a predicted model, not a curated record. The transcript has 2 exons.
AUGCGAAAGGAUACAGCUAAUUUCCUGGAACACUGCACAGAGCCUACAAAGUCCAAACACCUACCAUUCUUUAUGAUAAAAAAAGAAAUCAGCAUUGCUGAUGAACGAGCAAAGUCACUGAGAAUAUCUGUAGGUUUUGGUCUUAAGCCUUCUCCAAUUUUUACCAAGUCUGGUUGUCUCAAAUCUCAUGAUUGGGUGCAAUUAGGCUCAGAAGGUAAACUGAAAUUCUGCAUCAGAGGAUUGUUAGGUGGGGAACAAAGGCAUACACUCUUCAUGCUAUUUGAUUGUUUUUCAGACUUGUGUUCUGAAUCCCAAAAUGUGGAUGAGUUGGACGACACUGAGACAAGACUGAAUACCUCGUUGGCUUGCCUGGAACGUGACUUUCCAAGUUCCCUGCAGAAUAUCACAACUCAUCUGUUACAUCACAUUACUGAGGGAAUAAGGAAGUUUGGCCCAGUUUAUGGGACAUGGAUGUACGUUUUCGAACGUUUCAACAGCUGGCUAUGCAAACGUGCAUUGCAUAUGCAACAUCAAGAAGCUACUGUAGUGGAGACGUACAUUAUAUAUGAUUUCUUCAGGCAAACUUCAUUUAGAUGGAAACCUGCUUACUCUUGGAACUCCUAG